Molecule: messenger RNA, 2819 nt
Organism: Sinocyclocheilus grahami
Lineage: Eukaryota; Metazoa; Chordata; Actinopteri; Cypriniformes; Cyprinidae
Gene: ddr2l
Product: discoidin domain receptor family, member 2, like
Exons: 17
Coding region: 187-2814 (875 amino acids)
Biological process (GO): positive regulation of phosphatidylinositol 3-kinase/protein kinase B signal transduction; multicellular organism development; cell surface receptor protein tyrosine kinase signaling pathway
Cellular component (GO): plasma membrane; signaling receptor complex
Molecular function (GO): collagen binding; ATP binding; protein tyrosine kinase collagen receptor activity
Source: RefSeq, a predicted model, not a curated record
UCUCCUCCUGACCUGCAGCGGAUCUUCCGAUGCACUGUAACAGAGAACAUUAACUCUUGAACACAAUGCCUCGACGUCUGUAAUGGCGCGUUUACUUUCGGAUGCGACUUCGGUGGAAUAAAGGAUUGUCAGGAUCCCGAAAACAGAGAUGUAGUCUGGUCUGUCAGCAGACUCUGAGGUCUCACUAUGCUGCUUUAUCUGCUACUGGCCAUCUCACUAACAAACGUCAAUGGCCAGAUAGACCCAGCUCACUGCCGUUAUCCUCUCGGUAUGGAGGACGGGAGGAUCAAAAACGAUGACAUCACUGCCUCCAGCCAGUGGUAUGAAACCACAGGCCCUCAGUAUGCAAGGUUAAACCGUGAGGAGGGGGACGGCGCCUGGUGUCCUGCUGGUCAACUGCAACCAUCAGAUGUUCAGUAUCUUCAGCUUGACCUUCGUCAGCUCAUCUUCCUCACCGUGGUUGCUACGCAGGGUCGCUACGCACACAACUCCGGCAACGAGUUUGCACGCAAAUACCGUCUUGAGUACAGUCGCGAUGGACACCACUGGAUCUCCUGGAGAAACCGUUUUGGCAGUGAGAUUUUAAUGGCCAAUAUAAACACCUACGAGUCUGUGGUGAGAGACCUCCAUCCUCCCAUCAUCACUCGGUUCUUACGUUUGAUUCCUGUUACCGAUGCCAUACACACUGUGUGCAUGAGAGUAGAGCUGUUCGGAUGCGCCUGGCAGGAUGGCCUGACAGCGUACAACUCUCCAGAGGGCCAGACCAUGAUGGCUCCUGGCUAUCCCAUUACACCUCUCAACGACUCCAUGUACGACGGGGCUCUGGAGCGCAGGAAGCUGUCUGGGGGUCUGGGUCAACUGACGGAUGGUGUGAUCGGUCAGGAUGAAUUCGUACAGAGAAGACAGGACCGGUUGUGGCCCGGAUAUGACUAUGUGGGCUGGAGGAACGACAGCUUGGGCCCUGGAUAUGUAGAGAUGGAGUUCCAGUUUGACAGACAACGAAACUUCACUUCUAUGAAGGUUCACAGUAAUAACAUGUUCUCUCGGGGUGUGAAGAUCUUCGCGUCCGUGUCCUGCGUGUUUAAGUUGCACCUCAUUUCUGAGUGGGAAGCAGAACCGGUUGAGUUUCACACCGUUCUAGAUGACCGGAACCCAAGCGCUCGCUAUGUGACCGUCCCGUUAAAGCACAGAUUGGCUACGGCGCUGUGCUGCCGCUUCUACUUUGCUGACACUUGGAUGAUGUUCAGUGAGAUCUCAUUUCAGUCUGCAACUAAUGUGCUUCCUGCCCAGAGGCCCCCAGUCUUGACCCCUCCUUCAUAUGAGCUUAACAGCAAAGUACCACAAACUACACAAAAAACAGAGGACCGGACCACACCAAAACCAUCAAAAACAGGCUCUCCUGAAGAGGGCAGUACAUCGAUUCUGAUUGGCUGUCUGGUGACUAUUAUUCUUCUACUAGUGGUGAUCAUCUUUCUGAUUCUGUGGUGCCAAUAUGUGUGCAAAGUCCUGGAGAAGGCUCCGAGGCGUAUUUUGGAGGAGGAGGUGACAGUACGUUUGUCCUCUAGCAGUGACACUAUAAUUCUGCAGACUCCUCCGGUGCCCCCGCGCGUCUCCCUCGACCCGCCCUACGAGAGGAUCUUCCUGCUGGACCCACAGUAUCAGGAUCCCGCUGCACUCAGGAACAAACUUCCCGAGUUGUCGCAAAGCGCAGAGGCUUCUGCCUGUAGCGGAGGAUACGCCGAACCUGACGUUACCCUGUGCACCCCGCACCAGUGUUUUCAGAGCAGCGUGCCGCACUACGCUGAAACAGACAUCAUUAGUCUGCAGGGCGUCACUGGCAGCAACAUGUAUGCCGUUCCGGCCCUCACCGUUGAUUCCCUGACACGAAAGGACAUCUCGGUGGCCGAGUUCCCUCGAGAGAGACUGCUGUUCAGAGAGAAACUGGGAGAAGGCCAGUUUGGUGAGGUACAUUUAUGUGAGGCCGAGGGUUUGGCUGAGUUUCUGGGAGAGGGUGCACCGUUACCGGAGCAGGACGGCAGGCCGGUGCUGGUAGCAGUUAAACAACUCAGAGCAGAUGCCACCAGCAAUGCCAGAAAUGACUUCCUGAAGGAGAUAAAGAUCAUGUCGCGUCUGAAUAACCCAAACAUCAUUCAGCUGCUGUGCGUGUGCGUGAGCUCCGACCCGCUCUGCAUGGUGACGGAGUACAUGGAGAACGGAGACCUCAACAUGUUCCUGUCCCAGAGAGAGAUAGAGAGCACACUCACACAUGCCAACAACAUUCCGUCUGUCAGCAUUGCUGACAUGUUGCACAUGUCGGUGCAAAUCUCUUCUGGGAUGAAGUACUUGGCUUCUCUGAAUUUUGUGCAUCGUGAUCUGGCCACACGGAACUGCCUCCUGGACCGUCAUCUCACCAUAAAGAUCUCUGAUUUCGGCAUGAGCAGAAACUUGUACAGUAGUGAUUACUAUCGUAUACAGGGGCGCGCUGUACUGCCUAUACGCUGGAUGGCCUGGGAGAGCAUCUUACUGGGAAAGUUCACAACAGCUAGUGACGUGUGGGCAUUUGGAGUAACUCUGUGGGAGAUCUUCACUUUAUGUAAGGAGCAGCCCUACAGCCUGCUGUCUGAUGAACAGGUCAUCGAGAACACCGGCGAAUUCUUCCGAAACCAGGGGAGACAGAUCUUUCUCUCCGCCCCACCACUCUGUCCAUCCUCUCUGUUCGAGCUGAUGAUGCGUUGCUGGAGUCGUGACAUUGCAGAUCGCCCCACUUUUCACAGAUUGUAUCAGGCCCUGCUAACUUUUGCACCCCACUCAUGACCGAA